Molecule: messenger RNA, 2301 nt
Organism: Pocillopora meandrina
Lineage: Eukaryota; Metazoa; Cnidaria; Anthozoa; Scleractinia; Pocilloporidae
Source: the annotation of a GenBank genome assembly
AAAAAUCUCUAUUUCUCGCUCGCUCCUAGUAAGCAAUUAUCACACUGCCAGGUUACCUGGCGAUGUGAAGAAAGUUAUAUAACAAGAGCGUCAGACUUUGCACGUGCAUUAGGCGCCAUGUUUGUUACAUAAGGGAAGACAGCUGCACGUGCCGAUAUUUUCAACCAAUCAGAGUAAUCUAUGCAACACGACAGCAGAACUCUUGUCAUAAACAUUACUUUCCUAACAUUUUCAGCAAUAGUUAACCAUUUUUGCUUAGUCUCAGUGAGUGUGUACUUCGACUGAGAAGAUCGCCAACUCAUGAUGUCUAGUCGUUCAAGUCCAGCAGCCCCAAACCAAAGUAAGUCAUGGAUAGAUAUCUGUUAGAAAACUCUUCCUUGAUCACGUCAAUUCAGUGAGUUCAGUUACGUCAUCGUUGCAGGCAAGAUAGAACUAAGAGCUGUUUUUUGUCUUGGACUCCUCGUUGUUCGAAGGCUGAUCGUUUAAGGCCUUAUAUCAUUCUUCUUUAAAAUCAAUGGCCAUCCCUGGAACGACAUUUUAUUUGCAUUUGUUGUUACCCAAGAGAACUAAGCUACAUGUUACUUGUUUGUUUGUAGGCGAUGAUAGUGAAUCGAGUGACUCGGGUGUCGAUACGCUUUCGACAUCCACGAGAGGCAGUUUUCCUUCAGAUUAUAUGGACCUGGAUGAAUUCCUUUCUGUGCAAACUCAGAACUGUCAGGAAAAUACCCAAGCGUCAUGUGAGGAUCCACAAAAUUUGUCUCUGGUAGCUAGUACUAGUACCAGAGUUGCUGCUACCACCGUUAGUGGUCUUGUGGAACAAGUUUCUCCAGCGGUCACAGAGUUUUCGAAAGUGGCUGCCAGUGUGAACAACGUUUUGUCUUCCGUGGUCUUAUCGAAAAUGUCAUCACUUCCUUUGCAAGUGGACCCAGCCGUUUUUCAGACCCUCCGAGCAAACACUUCUCAACCAGAAGGAACAAACGCGAUUGUACAAUGGUGCCAGUCUGUUGGAGGGACAAGGCAAGAUCAUCAAGAGGCAAGUGGCCCCCAGCCUGGAAAAACUCCGGUUCGGCGACGUCGAAAUUCUAAAUACGUCUACAAUCCUUUGCCGAUCACGAAAAAGGCGGAACGGAAGUUUUACAGCCAGUCUCAAAAAGACGAAAGAUAUUGGGAACGUAGAAUAAAAAACAAUGUUGCAGCGAAGAGGUCAAGAGACUUACGUAGACAGAAAGAAAUUGAAGUCACUGAAAAGUAUAAGAAUCUCGAGAAAGAGAACGCCAAUCUGAAAGAGGAAGUGCGGAGAUUGCGAAUGAAGGCCGAUGAACUCGAAAAGAAACUUGCUUCUUUUCAAGGUUCUCACUAAGGCUUAAAGAACACGUAGAGACUGAGGGGAGGGAUGUGAGUAGUAUUUGACGCUGUCGUGACAUCAGUAUGGAUUAUGUAUACGUCAUUGCCACUCUUAGCUGGAAGUAAGGGCUUCAUUGGAAGUCUGUACCUAGCAUACAUGUAGUUGACGCUAGAAUUGUUAGGCAACCAGUGACAGAGUUGCAUUCAGAAUCUUUCUCAAAGCCAAAAACCAGUGAGGCUUCCAUAGGACUUAUAAGAGAGGAGCUCUAGAUGCUAAUUGCAUAGGAAUCAAAUGCUUAGAAUAUAAUCACAGAGCAAUCCCCAUCUACUUCACAACAUAGUUAUUCUCCCAACCACAUACAAGUGUCCUCAGAUGAGGACAAGACCCACAUUUAGAUGGUGUUACUGGCCUUACUGCGUUGUUGGAAUUAUUUCUGAUAUGACAGAAUUGGCCCCUUGCCACUGGGUGGUGAAGGGAUCAUUAAUUUCAAAAUUCCAAUUUCCUGCUUCUGAACAGGACUAUUUGUUUCAUGAGCAAGCUUCUUUAAACGCCCCAUGUACAUCGAAGAAAUUUUAUACCACCAAAGAAGUCUUAAAGCCUUAAAGACUUAGUUUGACAAGGGUUGUAGAAAUAGCAAUAUAAAGGAGUUAUUGCUAUUUCAUAUUUGUAAAUUAGUCUGAAACUUAUCUUUAUAGAUUGAGUGUGUGCAGUAGUACAUUUUAGUUUAUGCCAGUUGAUGGUGUUUAAAAAUAAAGUUCCUCUAUUCCCAGGAAUAUCUUUGCUUUUGAUUUCCUAUCAUUAGUAAAAGAUAAUUGGUGAACCAAAUGCAAAGAUCUCAUUACCACUUAUCAUCUGAUCAUCUACAUCAUGGGGGCAGAAGUAUCAAGUUACAUCCAAUCUACCUGAAUUUAUGCAAGUGACAAAUAAACUUAAAUAACUCUAAGGCUGGAACCCAA